CACGCUACGCGUUUGUGUAGUAUUGCUUGAUUACAAGGCACUAGACCUACAUGAUAGCAAGUAAACGUGUAGCUCGGAACUGGCAACUUCUGCAUACAAGUCUAAGUCUGGUUAUCACGGCGCUUUUCAGUCAUAUAUCAGAUGACAAAGCUGUACUCUAGUUCGUUUAUAGGAAACAAAGUGUAGAACGCAAAAACGGUGUCUCAAUAGUAUCUCUGCGCUUGCUUGUCAUGGCUUUCCCACCUGAGGAGCCGUCCGCAGACGACAGGACGAUAUAUGCUAAACCUUUCCCCAAAACAGCAACGGAGGACUAUGUCAGGCAACUGUUUGGAUCAUAUGGCAGCAUCCUGCGCGUCAAGAUGCGCCGCGAGGCAGCCACCAACAGCUUCCGCGGCAGUGUAUAUGUGGAGUUCGCGGACCCCGCCUCCGCGCUUGCCGCCGUCGCCAGCCCCCCCACGCAGCCCCCACCACCGCCCUCGCAGCACGCAGCGAGCAGCUCCACGCCGCCCUCCUCGCGCCUCCACGUCAUGAUGAAAGCCGAGUACGAACGCAAGCGCGACCAUGCAAGCAGCUCAGCCGGCGGCACGCGGGAGGCUUCUGCUGGUGCUGGUGGUGGCGGCGGUUCGUCUUCCUCCCACAAGCGUGCCAGACACCGCCUGAGUGAGGGCCCCUCCUCCUCAUUACACCACCACCACCACCCGACACAACAACAAUCAGCACAACAGACCCCGCCGCCACCACCACCGCCCCCGCAGCUGCCACCCCACUACUCCAGCCACCCUCUACCCCGCCACAGCCCGGGCGCCCCGCCCGGCUCGCACCCCGACCUGCCGCCAGGCAGCACGGCCCCCUCCGGGACAGCAGCACCACCAGCAGCAGCCUCCUACCCGCAACAACAGCAGCAGGGCCCCGCCAGCGAGCAGCAAUACCCCUCCAGCCAGCCGCCCCCGCAUGACUCGCAGCACUGGCGGCGGGUGGCUGAGGAGCGUGAGGCUGUCGUCCGGGGGCUGGAGGAGGCGCUGCAGCGGGAGCGGGAGGACAACAGCCGGCUGCACCAGCGGCUGGAGGAGGCCCAGCAGCGAGCGCAGGAUGCCGCCUCACGCGAGGCCGCAGCCAGUCAGAAGGUGCUGGCGCGGGAGGUGGAGAUCGGGUCGCUGAAGGGCGAGAUUGCCAUGCUGCGGACGCAGGGCGCGGCUGCCCUAGAGCGGCAGAGUGCGGCGCACAAGACCCGCAUUUCGGAGCUGGAGGCGUCCCUGCAGCGGCUCAAGGACACGCUGCUGGAGAAGGAGCGAGGCGAGCGGGAGGCGAGCAGGAAGGCUGCAGCAGCGGCAGCGGCGUCCGCAGCAGCAGCAGCAGGAGCCUCAGCAGCAGCGGCAGCGCAGAGGGAGAACGGGGCAGGG
Molecule: messenger RNA, 1400 nt
Organism: Astrephomene gubernaculifera
Lineage: Eukaryota; Viridiplantae; Chlorophyta; Chlorophyceae; Chlamydomonadales; Astrephomenaceae
Source: the annotation of a GenBank genome assembly